AUGGGAAUGGUCAGUUUCGCGGUAGCUCUGAUGGUGACACUGGUGAUAAUGUCUCACUGCAUCUAUGGAAGAGAGUUCUAUGAUGACCAGGAAAUCAAAGUACAACAACUUUUGAAGCAACUCAACAAGCCUGCUCUUAAAUCCAUUAAGAGUGAAGAUGGAGAUAUAAUAGAUUGUGUUCCAUUAACUAGUCAACCAGCUUUUGACAAUCCACUACUUAAAAACCAUACCAUCCAGAUGAGACCAAGUUUUAUACCAGAAAGUGAUUCUACGUACACCAAUAAAAAGGCAGAGGCUAUAACUCAGGUGUGGCACAAGAAUGGAGAGUACUGCCCGGAAAACACUAUUCCGAUAAGAAGAACAAAGAAAGAAGAUAUCUUACGAGCGGAAUCCAUUGAGAGGUUUGGUAAAAAGACUCCACCAGGCAUCCUUGAAGUUACAGCCUCAGGUCACCAUGAGUACGCGAUAGCGGGUGCGACGGGUGGAAAGUUUUUUGGAACAAAAGCCUCGAUAAAUAUAUGGAAACCAUCUGUAGCUCACAAUGAUGAAUUUAGCUUGGCUCAGACUUGGCUUGUAUCUGGAGAUGGCGGUAGUCUUAACACCAUUGAAGCUGGUUGGCAGGUUUAUCCACAAAUCUAUGGUCAUAAUAAUCCGACAUUAUUUAUUUACUGGACGAGGGAUGGAUACCAAACAACAGGAUGCUACAAUCUUGCUUGCAGUGGUUUUGUUCAGACGAACAAACAAUACAGCGUUGGUGCAGCCUACACUACCUUCUCGCAAUACAACGGAAUUCAGUACGCUCUCAACUUACUUAUAUGGAAGGACAAGCCAACAGGAAACUGGUGGCUACGGAUCAAUGAAGAUGUUUAUAUGGGGUACUGGCCUGGCUCAUUGUUCACUUCUCUUGGAAGUGGAGCAACAAGAAAUGAAUGGGGAGGGGAAGUCUAUGUGCGUGACGGUGUGCACUCAACCACGGAUAUGGGAAGCGGGCAUUUCGCAGUUGAAGGGUACGGGAAAGCAAGCUACAUCAGGAAUCUUAAGACGGUUGAUGCGACAAAUACUCUGAGAGACCCAGCGGGACUUUACUCAUUUGCUACUAAUAGUAACUGUUACAGUUAUCAGAAAGGAAGUAACGGAACAACGUUUGGGAGUCAUUUCUAUUAUGGUGGUCCUGGUAAAAACGGUAAUUGCCCUUGA
Arabis nemorensis is the source of this 1197-nucleotide messenger RNA. Lineage: Eukaryota; Viridiplantae; Streptophyta; Magnoliopsida; Brassicales; Brassicaceae. The record is from the annotation of a GenBank genome assembly.